Molecule: messenger RNA, 5355 nt
Organism: Glossina fuscipes
Lineage: Eukaryota; Metazoa; Arthropoda; Insecta; Diptera; Glossinidae
Gene: Npc1a
Product: NPC intracellular cholesterol transporter 1
Exons: 11
Coding region: 845-5044 (1399 amino acids)
Cellular component (GO): membrane
Molecular function (GO): lipid carrier activity
Source: RefSeq, a predicted model, not a curated record
GUGAAAUUUUUUUAUUGAUUUUUUCGUGCUAAACUGUCACUAGUUGAAAAUUCGAUUUCUUCUCACUUUAAAAGUUAAAAACAAAGACAUAUUAAAACAUAAAGAAACAAAUUCUAAGAAAUAAUGAAUAAAUUAUAGUUAUGAAAAUAUUAAUUGCAUUAUGAAGUGAUGGUGUUGGCUUAAGAAAAUAAAAUUAACAACAAAAAUGAAAGAAUAUGCAAAACGAAUUCUUUAAGGAAUAUUAAAUAAAAUAGAUAUUUUCCUAUUCUUUUUUCAUUUAACAGAAAGCAUUUUUUUUUUUAUUAUUUAAUUACGUCUCACACUUCGUGGUUUUGUGUGCCUGCGUACAUCGUAAUUUGCCGUUUUAUUUCUACAAGUCUCUCGUUUUACGCUCUCCUACAUAUUUUGAGUUUAUGUUCCGUUGCGUGCUUUAAAAGCAAUUUGAAUUGUACUUGUAAUUCACUUCUCUUUUCGAUUUUGUUUUGCAACAAUUAAAUAUUUCCAUCAUCUAUAGUCGAAUUCACCAUCCGCGUUUAUGCGUGCAAUAGAUCUAGAGUCAUCGAAAAUAUAUUGUUCGAAAAUUGGGUGUUGGCAUUAUCGUGGCUUCAUGAAUAUAUGAAAAAAGAUUGGUUUAAUGCUUUUGUGACUGAAAACUAAUUUGGGCAAUAUCGGGAAUAUAAGUGAAGUGCUGAUUGGAAGGUAAUUCUUUCAUUUGAAUUGUUACUCUUCGGUUUGGGUAGCAACUGGUACGUGUGUGUUUGUGAAGUGGUGGCGGCGGGCAUCAACCGAGUUGGCCUUCUAAAGGGCAAAAUAAUUUCGUUUACUGUCGUUAGGGUGCAUAUUGAUGAUGAUGGCGCCUGAUUCAAGGUCGUUUACUAUACGCAGUCGCUCCCCGGCUUCAUCUAUUUACUUGUUAUGUUUUUCUGCGAUAUUUUUCAACUUGUUUGCUCCAACCGUACAGAACUGUGUUUGGUACGGUGUCUGCAAUACAGAUGACUUUCAACGAAAACAGUAUUGCGCCUACAAUAGUACAGCAAAACCUAUCUCACCAGACGGUAUAAAACUGUUGCAAGAGCGUUGUGGUUUUAUGCUGGAAGAUGGUGCCACCGACUUCUGCUGUGAUAGCGAACAGGUAAACAUCUUGAAUACUAAUAUCAAAUUGGCAGCGAAUUUUUUAGACCGUUGCCCGUCAUGCAUGGCAAACUUGGCGCGUCAUUUAUGCGAAUUUACAUGUUCUCCUAAGCAAUCAGAAUUUAUGCAUGUGGUGACGACAGAGAUCUCUAAAAAAGGGCAACUUUAUGUGAAUAAUAUUGAUGUCCAUAUAACAGCAAAUUAUACCAAUAGUACCUACAAAUCAUGUUCUCAGGUUUCUGUACCUUCAACGGGUCAAUUAGCAAUGGAUAUUGUGUGCGGCAGUCAUAUGGCGGCACGCUGCAGCGCUACUAAAUGGUUUACGUAUAUGGGUGACGCCGGUGCUAACAUAUACGUGCCAUUUCAAAUUAAUUACAUACAACAUCAGAAUAAUACGCCCUCGCAAAACAGUUACCGUCCUUUGGAUCCUAAAACAGUUCCUUGUUACAAACCAUUAAAUGAUAAGACUCCGGCUUGUUCAUGUGCCGAUUGUGAAAGUUCAUGCCCCAAGCCGCCGCCAGAACCUCCUACUCCACAGCCAUUGACGAUUGGAGGUUUUGAUGCUUUUACAGUUAUCAUGGUAGUGGUUUUCCUAGUGGGCACUUUACUGUUCCUAAUGGGCGUUUGUUUAUUUCCUUCCAAAAAUAUAGAUGUUUUGGUAGGUGAUGGUUUGGAUAAUCGUUAUACUGCGUCAGAUGUUGGCGGAUGUUUGGCAGAUGGUCAAGCCAAUAAUGAAUUGGCACCGGAGGAGGAUUCGCCCCUGCAAUCGAAAAUAUCCACGGAUGGCAACGAAGUUGAUGGACCCCCGCACGAUAAUAUCGACGUAAUGACAACAUCUGAAUCUGGCUAUUUUGAACAUUUAGGGGCUAAGACAGAAAAAUAUUUAGAGACUUUUUUCACGUCAUGGGGCAAACUUUUUGCUACGUAUCCCUGGUUUACAUUGCUGGGCGGUUUACUGCUCGUUGCUGCUUUAGGUUAUGGCAUUAAAUUCUUACAUGUCACUACGGACCCAGUUAAAUUGUGGGCGUCGCCACAAUCACGUUCGCGGGUGGAAAGAGAAUUUUUUGAUUCAAAUUUUCAACCAUUUUACCGCAUUGAACAGAUCAUCGUUAAAGCCGUCGAUUUGCCCGAUAUUGUGCAUAAUACCUCAAACGGCCCGUUACAGUUUGGUCCAGUGUUCGAUAAGCAAUUUUUAACAGAUGUUUACCAUUUGCAAGAAGAAAUUAAAAAUCUGGGCAAAGGCGUCGAGAAUGCCACGAUGUUAAAAGAUAUCUGUUACGCACCGCUGACAACGGACGAACCUGGGUCGGUGGAGGCUACGAAUUGUGUUGUCCAAUCGAUUUGGGGCUACUUUCAAGAUGAAAUUGAUCGCCUUGACGACGAAGAUGAAGACAACGGUUUUGAAAUUACAUAUCUUGAUGAAUUGUACGCUUGUAUAAGCAAUCCAUAUCUAUGCUUGGCUCCUUACGGUGGGCCCGUAGAUCCAGCCAUAGCUUUGGGUGGUUUCUUAAAAUCGCGCGAACAAUUGUCGGGAGAUACAAAUUAUGAAAAGGCGAAUGCAUUAAUUCUGACAUUUCUAGUCCGAAAUCAUCAUGACAAGGAAAAACUUGGUCCUGCCUUGGAAUGGGAACAACGUUAUGUAGACUUCAUGCUUAACUAUACCAGGACUCGUAUGAGCAAACACAUGGAUAUUGCCUUCACCUCAGAACGUUCGAUUGAGGAUGAAUUGAAUCGUGAAUCGCAAUCCGAUGUUUUGACUAUUUUGGUGUCUUAUCUUAUAAUGUUUGCUUAUAUAGCCAUAUCAUUGGGCCAUGUUCAGGAGGUUAGUCGCGCUUUCAUUGACAGUAAAAUAACUUUGGGCGUGGGGGGCGUUAUCAUUGUAUUGGCUUCAGUUGUAUCUUCCGUGGGCGUCUUCGGCUAUAUUGGUGUACCGGCGACUUUGAUAAUUGUCGAAGUCAUACCUUUUCUGGUGUUGGCUGUUGGCGUAGAUAACAUAUUCAUAUUGGUGCAGACAUAUCAGCGUGAUGUCCAACGAGCUGAUGAAACUCACGAGGAGCACAUUGGUCGCAUUAUGGGACGAGUAGGACCUUCAAUGCUGUUAACCUCAGUCAGCGAAAGUUGCUGUUUUUUCUUGGGCGGACUGUCCGAUAUGCCUGCCGUGAAAGCAUUCGCGCUCUAUGCUGGUAUGGCGUUAUUCUUUGACUUCUUACUACAAAUCACCUGUUUUGUGAGCUUGCUUACACUGGAUACAAAACGUCAAGCCGAAAAUCGUUUAGAUGUGUGUUGCUUUAUUCGCGGGAAAAAGACCGAUGUAGUGCCCGUUACAGAAGGCUUACUUUAUAAGUUCUUUAAAAGCGUUUAUGUACCGUUCCUAAUGAAGAAAAGUGUUCGCGUCAUUGUAAUGAUUGUCUUCUUUGGUUGGCUAUGCUCCAGUAUAGCAAUUGCACCUCGUAUAGAGAUCGGCUUAAAUCAGGAGUUAUCAAUGCCCGAAGACAGUUUUGUUUUGCAUUAUUUUCAAUCUCUCAAUCGCUACCUCAGCAUUGGACCACCCGUAUACUUUGUGCUAAAAUCCGGCUUAAACUUCUCUGAGAGUUUUGAUCAAAAUAUGGUUUGUUCGGGGCAAUUUUGUAAUGAUGAUAGUUUGAUUACUCAAAUUUAUUUGGCAAGUAGACGUUCCAAUAAGACCUACAUAGCACGACCAGCUUCGAGUUGGAUAGACGAUUUCUUUGAUUGGAGCCAAGCGACAAGCUGUUGCAAAUAUCGUCCAGAAAAUGGCGGUUUUUGCCCACACACAGACACAACUUGUAACACUUGUGUGAUAAAACGCAACAAAUUGCAAAGACCAGACAAAGAGGAUUUCGGUAAAUAUUUACCAUUUUUCCUACAAGACAACCCCGAUGAUAGCUGCGCCAAAGCCGGCCACGCUGCCUAUGGCAAAGCUGUACGAUAUCAUCAGAGGCCAGAUAACGACUCAAUAGUAGAUGCUUCCUAUUUUAUGGCUUAUCAUUCCAUUUUGAAGACAUCAGCCGACUAUUAUUUAGCUUUGCGUUCAGCACGUAAAUUAUCAGCCAACAUAACUCACAUGAUACAGGGCCGACUCAUGUCCCAGGGUGUACCCUUUGAACAAGCCCUCAAAGUCGAAGUGUUUCCCUAUUCGGUGUUCUAUGUAUUCUACGAGCAAUAUUUAACCAUGUGGCCCGACACCUUGCAAAGUAUGGGUAUAUCGGUGUUGGCCAUUUUCAUAGUUACUUUCCUGCUGAUGGGCUUCGACAUACACUCCUCGCUGGUGGUGGUGAUAACAAUAACAAUGAUUGUUAUAAACUUGGGAGGCAACAUGUACUAUUGGAACAUUUCAUUGAAUGCUGUAUCAUUGGUGAACUUAGUAAUGGCCGUUGGCAUAUCUGUGGAAUUUUGUUCGCAUUUGGUACACAGUUUUUCAAUAUCUACGGAGAGUACACGCGAGAAACGCGCCGCCGAUUGUCUUACCAAAAUGGGUAGCUCGAUAUUUUCGGGAAUAACAUUAACAAAGUUUGGUGGUAUUUUGGUGCUGGCAUUCGCCAAAAGUCAGAUCUUCCAGGUGUUUUAUUUCCGUAUGUACCUGGGUAUUGUAUUGAUUGGCGCCGCUCAUGGCCUUGUAUUCCUGCCUGUACUUCUCAGCUAUAUCGGCGUGAUGCAGGGUCCCCGCGGAAGAUCAUCAUCAUCAAUUACAACAGCAAGAAUACGAUCAAGCUGCUCACCCGCUAACUCACAUACAGCCGGCUAUCAUCCAGACGAAAGAAUCCUCGAAGCUGUUACCAAUUUUUCUCCAAUGUGCCCAUCUGCGUCGCAAUCGUCCUUCGGAAGUAUAAGUUCAGCUACAAAUCUACAAUCACCGUCACCACCACCCGGAUAUCGUCGUAUACCCGAAGAAUAACUUAUUAGAAACUACAAUUUGAAAACCAAAAACUCAAACACACAUUCAUAGGAAAGCGUACCAGCGACAGAGACUUGUGACGACAGCCAUCUAUCUAUUCAUUUACUAGCUCAAUUACGAUUACUGGCUAGGAAUCGACUAAAAAAUAUUUCUAAUUUUUGCUUCUCUUCACUAGUCUCCUGCUUUCAGACAAGAGAAAAAUUAAACAAAAAAAUUAUAAAAAUGUAAUUAUUUAUAAAACAACAAACAGCUAAUGAUCUAUGUAUUUUAACUCGACAAUUAUUUGUAUUAGAAGCAUUGCACUGAAUUGA